Ooceraea biroi (clonal raider ant) is the source of this 2502-nucleotide messenger RNA. It is a transcript of the gene aos, whose product is annotated as protein argos. The record is from RefSeq and is a predicted model, not a curated record. Lineage: Eukaryota; Metazoa; Arthropoda; Insecta; Hymenoptera; Formicidae.
CUGAUCUCGUCCGACGUUCCGUUUCACUCAGCCUCCCGACUGCUCGCUUGCUCGCUUCUCGAGAGGACACGCAAGAUUCGCAAAAAGAAGCCACGAUCGGACCGAUCGACGGAUCGCUACGAGUAAUUUGAGGCAGGAUCCGCGACGUAGUGAGAGUGCGCUAGUGUGAUACGCUCUAUUGACUUGGACCAAGAUAUCGCGGAUAACGAUCGGCAGACCAUUCCUUCACGUUGUUCGAGAUCGGACGGUGGCAAAACGCGAAAGGAAAAAACGACAAAGCAGAAAUCUAGCGAUAAUAAACAGAACCACGUGGCACGCCCGUUUAUUGUUACCGAAGGAACACAUCCGUGAAAACUGAACCGAAAUACACGAGUUUUGUUCGCGAAAAUCGAUGAUUUCAGUUUUCAAGAAAGUGGAAUUAAAUUCGUCGAUUCGACUCCGGUCGAACGAGCCACCAGAACAAUUAUCCAAGUGAUCUACCACCGGAAAGAUCUUUCCGCUUCUCUCCGAUGGUCGAUAUAUGAAACUCGCAUUUGAAAGUCGCGAAGAUGGACUUCAAAUAGGAGCAAAUUACCGGCGUUCGAGUUUCCUCGAAUCUUUUUGCGGCUCUUCUGCUACGAGUGUUCUUACUAUGAGCGUUUCCUUAAUCCUUCUCUCGCUCGUUCUGAACGCCUUGUCGCGCAAAUAAGAAGGUGAAUGUAUCGAACCCCUUCCAUUCUUUUUAUUGCACCCCCCCACCGUGAGUAAAGCACCUUAACGCAGCAAACGUUCCCUCGAGAACGCAAACAGCGAUUGCCGAUCUUCGCGAGAUUCUUUAUCGGAAAGGAGCUUCUCUACCUCUCGUAAUACGAUGACCGGCAAAAGGAUACAGCACCUGCUGUACACCCUGCUAGCGAUCAUCGGCAUCAUCCGUCGAAGCAAAUGCGAGCUUCCCGUCGAUCCAUUCGAGGGGGCCGAACAUGACGAGUACCUCAACGAGUAUUUAUUUUUUGACGAGAGCAAGUACCUCGCCGAACUACAGGAGUUUGACGAUACGAUGCUCGAAAUUGAUCUGAUCAAUCGUAACAGAAGGCACAGAUUGACGCACGAGGAACCUAGAGUGCUGUACCAAAUCGGGGACAGCGAGAAGGAAUUACCGGAGUGCGCGGACCGGAGCGAGGUAUGUAGCAAGGUGGAUUUAUAUGGUGCACCGUGGGUCGAGAGACAAUGUCGUUGUCCGAACGGCCGUGCUUGCCCCAGCAGUCUUCACGGCGACGACGGACACACGAUCGUCGAUAAAACGCGCCGCUACAAGCUCUGCGAACCCGUGAAACGACUUCCCAUCUGUCGUUACUUCAAGGAUAUUACGUGGACACUGGCACCCGGGGGUGGUCCAGGAAACGCAACGGUACAACGAGUUCACUGCCGAUGUCGACCAGGUAGUGUGCCGUACCUAGUGCGAAGACAACCGCACAGAUCACCGGACGGAAAUGAAGGCUUCAUCUACGCCUUCGCUUGUUCCCCGCAAAGCAGAAUACGAUGCCAGCACAAGGAACCCUGCCGUCUAUUCACCGUACGCAAAAGACGUAACUCGCAGCUCGAAGAGGUGAACGCCUCGCCGCUCUGCCAAUGUCCGAGAGGACAUCGGUGCCCCCGACGACACACGGAUCCCGGUUCCUUGCCGGCAAGGUCCUACGCUGGUGUCUUAGAGAUCAAGACUUACAGCGGUUACUGUAUACGCUACCAUGACCUCGACAAAGUGUCUUACGACGUCUGAGAGAGGCCGAAUCAUCAUAAUACUUCCGCUCCCGAUAUAUCUGCAGUCGAUGAUCCAUGAUAUUUGUCAUUUGCCGGCGUUAGCUUUAACGCGAAUUUAUUAUGCGUUCCCGUAAGAAAUGGCACUACGGUCGAUUCACUUUCCACAACUUAAGCGCAAAAAGCAUUUGUUAGCAAUUGACGCUUGCUCGCCGCCAACAUUACCGAAUCAUCAACGAGUAUGUUUAUCUGGAAAAUCGCUCAAGCAAGAAUUUUCCGUACGAUGAUGAGCACAAAUCUGAACGCGAGCAAACGAGAGAUAACGAGGGAAGUCGAUAUAUUGUAACUGACCGUGUAUCAACCAUACGAUGCCGUGCCAUGUAUAAUCUCUAGAGGCGUUGACAAAUGUUGAAUGUAAAAAGUAUGUACAAAAACGUAGAGAUAAGAGAUAUGUGUCAUGCCGCCUAUAUACAAUUUGUACAGUACGUUCAAAACGCCUCAUAUUCCCCCAAUAAUUAACGUAGCAGUAAUUAUCGUAUUGUAACAUUGAUGAGCAUCUUCUUAGUGCUAUCAAUUUUAUAAUCGCUUCAUGCAAUGUCACAGGCUUUGCAACUGUACUCGUUGUAAUUUGUACAUACCUAUCUCUGAUCUUCCGAAAAUAUUCUUCGAGGAACGUGUUGUACAUGGUAGCGUUGUAAAAUGAUCAACAAGAAACUCUCAAUGUUAUUUGUUAAUUUUACUUUAAUUUAAUAAAAUAUAUACGACAAU